Messenger RNA from Ostrea edulis (European flat oyster), 1596 nucleotides. RefSeq lists its product as uncharacterized. The transcript is spliced from 2 exons. Gene Ontology annotation, molecular function: ubiquitin protein ligase activity; zinc ion binding. The coding region runs from base 191 to 1492 and encodes 433 amino acids. NCBI's taxonomy places the organism in Eukaryota, Metazoa, Mollusca, Bivalvia, Ostreida, Ostreidae. Gene Ontology annotation, biological process: proteasome-mediated ubiquitin-dependent protein catabolic process; protein polyubiquitination. The record is from RefSeq and is a predicted model, not a curated record.
UUUCUAAAGCUUAAAAGUAUAGUGUUGACGUCGUGCUGGUAAGCCAUACAUGAAAAUAAUCAUCAAGUGAAGUUGUAAAAUUAAACCGUACGUGAAAUUAUCCAGCCAUCAUCAAGUAACGUUCUCGGGUUCAAAAGUCCGAUUAAUGAUCCACUUUUUUCAGAGUAUGGAUUGAUACGACGCUGACGCCAUGCAUCCCUGGCGCAGUGCCCAGGACGUCCUGUUGUGUAACCUCUGUGACAAUACUUCGCUGCAGAGUCAUUGUGACCUUUGCCAUGUGGAUCUAUGUCCGGACUGUGUAGAAAAACAUAUUUCAGAUGAGUCAAGAAGACACAACGUUGUGCCAUUUCCACACAGAAAGUAUACUCCACACUAUUCAAACUGUCUGAUACAUGUCGAUGAACAAUGCAAACAUCACUGUGAAAAAUGUGACAUUCCUGUCUGUUCUACUUGCGUCUCCUCCGGUAUACAUGAAAGUCAUGAUAUAUCAGACAUUUUGAACAAAAUCAGCUCUAAAACAGAACGUUUACAUUCUAAAGCCCAAGUUGCGUCACCCAGUUUUCCUCCGCAAAAACCAAAUAAAGUUCACAACAAUGAAAUGUUUGGCUCUUUAUCACCUUUACCCCUCACCACAAAAUAUCAUAACCGCAGGAUGGAUACACCAAAAGCAUCAUCUACUUCAGUUAGACCACUGUCUGAAGAACCGCGACUCAUCACCACCAUAUACACUGGGUAUACUCCACGUAGUGUUGCAUGUCUCAGUGAAGAAAAAAUCUGGACAUGUGGUUUUGACAAAGUUAUGAAGCUCCUUAACCUCCAUGGAAAAUUACUGGCAUCGAUACAAACCGAGUCAGGGUACAUACCAGGGGAUAUAGCAGUGACACGAGACGGAGAUCUUGUUUAUACUGACAAUGAAAAUAAAUCUGUAAACCUAGUGAAGAAUAAACGGAUACAAACCGUAAUUACACUACAGGGGUGGACGCCUCGUUAUGUUUGUAGUACCUCCUCUGGAGAUUUCCUGGUCAUCAUCGUCAGUAAUGAUGCCACACAAUCCCAAGUUGUCCGUUAUUCUGGAUCCACAGAGAAACAAACCAUUCAAUUUGAUGAUCAGGGUCAUCCUCUCUAUUCACCUGAUCGUUACUUUACGAAGUACAUCUGUGAGAACAGGAACAUGGAUAUCUGUGUGGCUGACUGGAUAGCUAAGGCAGUAGUAGUGGUCAAUCAGUCUGGAAAAUUUCGAUUUAGAUACACUGGUCAUCCUUCUAAUAUCGAGCAAUCAUUUAACCCAGCCGGCAUCACUACAGACAGCCAGAGUCACAUCUUGACAGCAGAUGUUAACCGCAUCCACAUCCUAGAUCAGGAUGGACAAUUUCUUCUUCACAUUGAUAAAUGUGGUUUGCGCGCUCCAUUGGGUUUAUGUGUGGACGUCAGAGACAAUCUUUUUGUUGCUGAGUAUGGCAGUGUGGAAGUGAAGAAAUUGCAAUAUCUAUAAACACAGCGUUAAUAACAGACCCAGACACCGUGCUCAUUUUCAUUAUUUACACUGUAUAUAACGCUGUGUACAAUGCAGAUUACAAAUAAAACAUUAUUGAGUGA